Mixia osmundae IAM 14324 is the source of this 720-nucleotide messenger RNA. RefSeq lists its product as uncharacterized. Gene Ontology annotation, molecular function: protein-macromolecule adaptor activity. Gene Ontology annotation, cellular component: endoplasmic reticulum; membrane. NCBI's taxonomy places the organism in Eukaryota, Fungi, Basidiomycota, Mixiomycetes, Mixiales, Mixiaceae. The record is from RefSeq and is a predicted model, not a curated record. Bases 1 to 720 code for a protein of 239 amino acids. The transcript has 8 exons.
AUGUGCGCGGGAGUGGCGACAGGUUACAAUGCGCACUUGCAGAUUGUCGAGCCACGACGUAAGCACGGGCGGCGCGUGAUCGGUGCUGACGUAAAGGAGCUCAAACUCUCCGAUAAAGCGUUACUGGGGUACCUCGGUCUCCUGCUCUCUUACAGAGCUUCGCCAGGCCCUACGCUUAGCCUGGUCGCUAGUCGGUUUAUCAAUCUCGAUCUGAGUCUAUCCUUCUUUUCCGCUCGACCUCUGGUCAUGGAUCAGCUCGAAGCCUCGAGAGUCUUAUUGACGGACUAUGCCGGAAAAUUACCUUCCCUGAGCGAGCACGGUGGUUUGCUGCCACAAUGGCUCCUUUUCGUUUCCGUCCUCGCGCUCUUCAAUACGGUCCAGAACUUCGUGACCAACUCGCUCACACGUAGGGUCUAUCACAAGACGCAUGUCACCAGUCUGCAGUCGCGCACAUUCGCAGUCUGGACCCUCACGAGCGCUGGUGUCCGCUUGUACACAGCGAUGAGCAUCGACAAUCCAGCGCUCUAUCAUCUCACGCUGGCGAGCUUUGUGAUUGCGUUCUUGCAUUUCGGCUCGGAGAUUGUCGUCUUUAAGACGACGACACUGUUCAGUCCUGCUCUCAGUACGGUCAUCAUCUCGACUUCGUCGAUGUACUGGAUGAUGAGCCAGUACGACUACUAUCUGUCCGGCCUAGAGCCGUUGAUAGAGACAAGCCUGUGA